Caenorhabditis auriculariae is the source of this 249-nucleotide messenger RNA. The record is from the annotation of a GenBank genome assembly. Lineage: Eukaryota; Metazoa; Nematoda; Chromadorea; Rhabditida; Rhabditidae.
AUGGUCCCCGCAAAGACACCUGCCAUCCGCAACGUGUACAAGCUUCUCAUCACUACUUGUGGCCGCAGGGCUCUCAGUCUCCUCAUGAAGAUCAGAAACGAAGCGCCGCCGACUCAAGCCGACAGCUGUCCUCCUUUGCCACAUCCAGUUGUUUUCUACAUUUCACUUGCUCUGCCACAUCAUUUACCCAAACCAUGUCUGCUUCCAGGCGAACACGCGUUUCGUUUUGGGAAGGAUGAUAUCAAUUAG